GCGGUGCCGUGGGGCAACAGUCAACACAAAGCGAUCACGAGGUGCGAAUCGUGCUACAGAGGCGAGCGAGCUCUCUCUACCAAGCGAAUCUUUUCGUAGUUGCGCAGUUUUUUGUGUACUUACUUGGAUCAAUCGGAGAAUACAUCCGGCAACAUGUCUCUGGUACCGCUGUUGUUCUCUGACUGGUGGGAGGAUCUGGAGCAGCCGCACCGAAUCCUCGACCAGAACUUCGGUCUGGGCAUUCUUCCCGAGCAACUGACGACUCCCAGCAUCCUCGAGCGUUUUGCGGUCACACCUCGCCCGAGACAUUCGCCCCUGCACUACUAUCGACCAUGGGGCGAGUUGUUGCGCAACACGCGCGAAGGCGGCACGUCCACCGUGAAAGCGGACAAGGAUCAGUUCCAGGUGAUUCUGGACGUGCAGCAGUUCAAACCGAACGAGAUCGACGUCAAGGUCGUGGACAGAUACGUGGUGGUCGAGGCCAAGCACGAGGAGAAGCGGGACGAGCACGGCUGGAUCUCGCGUCAGUUCGUACGCAAGUACAUGAUACCUGAACAAUGUGACAUCGAACAGGUGUCGUCCAGUCUGUCGUCGGAUGGAGUUCUCACCAUCACCGCUCCCAGGAAAGACAGGCUGCCGGAGAACGAGCGCGUCGUCAAGAUCGAGCAGACCGGUAAGCCGGCGCUCCAGGAAAAGGCGGCGGAAAAGGCUGAGAAGGAGAAGAAGGAAGGCUCAAAGUAAAUUUUAUAUGACUGAGAUCAUAUAUAUAUGUAUCACUUUGAUGAUACGUAAUUGAUUUUUCUCUUGUACGACUGAUCGAAAUAUGUCAAAAUAUGUUUUUAUGUAGAGACAUAUAAUAUUAUAUUGCGUGUUAUAGAUAUAUAUAUACAUACACAUAUGCGCCUGAUCACAUGUAUGUGCUGUAUCACUUCUCCAUACAUAUUAUUUCUUGUUCCUACGGCGCGUAAAUUUCGAGUGUUUUUUCAAACAAUAAUGGGUGUGCUCUCAGGUUUACUUUUUUUUUCUAAGUUUGUAAGCAAUAAAAGAACACUUGUUGAGUAAAUAAGUAAAUUGAUAAAUAAAUAAGUAGGUAGUUCUUGUAUAAUUAAAAA
Molecule: messenger RNA, 1112 nt
Organism: Pseudomyrmex gracilis
Lineage: Eukaryota; Metazoa; Arthropoda; Insecta; Hymenoptera; Formicidae
Product: protein lethal(2)essential for life-like
Exons: 1
Coding region: 154-741 (195 amino acids)
Biological process (GO): protein refolding; response to heat
Molecular function (GO): protein folding chaperone
Source: RefSeq, a predicted model, not a curated record